This is a messenger RNA of Saccostrea echinata, 2767 nucleotides long. RefSeq names its product acetoacetyl-CoA synthetase-like. Gene Ontology annotation, cellular component: cytosol. Bases 34 to 2031 code for a protein of 665 amino acids. Gene Ontology annotation, molecular function: acetoacetate-CoA ligase activity. Gene Ontology annotation, biological process: lipid metabolic process. The transcript is spliced from 18 exons. The record is from RefSeq and is a predicted model, not a curated record. Lineage: Eukaryota; Metazoa; Mollusca; Bivalvia; Ostreida; Ostreidae.
UCACGUUGGAUGUUUUGGUAAACAGAGAAAAUUAUGGACGCCGCAGUAGAUGGAAUCCCCCCUAUUAUGUGGGAACCGGACCGAACCAUGUCGACUAAAAUGGAUGAAUUGAGGACAAGAAUCAAUGAAAAAUAUAGUGUAAAUCUGGAGACUUAUAGAGAGUUCCACAAGUGGUCCUGUGAGAACUAUGACCAGUUUUGGGAGGAAGUCUGGCAGUUUACCGAUGUCAUCCACUCACAGCCUUAUACAGAGGUGAUUGAUAAAUCCAAGAAUAUUGCAGAGAUUCCUACAUGGUUUCGAGGGAGCCGCCUUAAUUUUGCGGAAAAUCUGCUCCGUUACAAUGAUGACCGUGUUGCAGUUUAUGCUACAGGUGAAGGACUUGGGAUCAAAGGAAUGCAGAAGAAAACAUUUAAGGAACUCCGAUCCUCUGUGGCGAGAUAUGCAGCAGCCAUGAGAAAAAUGGGGGUCCAGUCAGGAGACAGGGUCGUAGGGUACAUCCCAAACUGUACAGUUGCUCUGGAGGCCAUGUUAGCUGCAGCAUCUAUAGGUGCUGUGUGGAGCUCUACCUCUCCAGACUUUGGGGUACAGGGUGUUUUGGACAGAUUCUCACAAAUAAAACCAAAGUUGAUAUUCAGUAUUAAUGCUGUAUGGUACAAUGGCAAAGUUCACUCACAUCUGGAGAAACUGGAACAAGUUGUCAGAGGGUUACCUGACCUUGAGAAAGUUGUUGUUCUGAGGUUUGUUCCUGAUGCACCCUGUGAUAUUUCAGCUAUUCCUAACAGCUGCUUAUUGGAGGAAUUUGUCUCAUCAAGUGACCCAGAUGUGGAGCUGUAUUUUGAACAAGUCCCCUUUAACCAUCCAUUAUUUAUCAUGUACUCAUCAGGGACCACUGGAGCCCCUAAGUGUAUGGUCCACUCAGUGGGGGGAACCUUGCUGAAGCAUUUAGAGGAACACAUCAUACAAAGCAACAUGGGAAGGGAGGACAUUUUCUUUUAUUACACUACAGUUGGCUGGAUGAUGUGGAAUUGGUUAGUCUCAGGUCUGGCUGUGGGUGCCGCCAUUGUUCUGUAUGAUGGGUCCCCUCUGGUGCCCCAUGCAAAUCACCUCUGGGAUCUGGUGGAUGAAUUAGGGAUCACUUUGUUUGGAACAAGUGCUAAAUGGUUGGCUGUAAUGGAAGACAGGGGACUGAAGCCAGGGACCACACACAAACUGAAGACUCUAAAGAUGAUCAUGUCCACAGGAUCCCCCCUGAAGCCUCAAAGUUAUGAUUAUGUGUACAAGGAAAUUAAAAAAGACCUUCUCCUGGCCUCCAUAUCAGGUGGCACUGACAUCAUUGCCUGUUUUAUGGGUCAGAACUGGACAGUCCCGGUACACAGAGGGGAGGUUCAGGGCUUUACCCUUGGCUGUGACAUGCAGAGCUGGAAUGAGGAAGGUAAGCCAGUGUAUGGGGAGCCAGGGGAACUGGUCUGUCUGAAGCCAUUCCCUUCCAUGCCCGUCUAUUUCUGGAAUGACCCCCAGGGGGAAAAGUACACUAAUGCAUACUUCUCCAUGUACCCAGGUGUGUGGGCUCAUGGUGACUACUGUUGUAUUAAUCCUAGGACUGGAGGGAUAGUCAUGCUGGGAAGAAGUGAUGGGGUACUUAAUCCUAAUGGAGUUAGAUUCGGAAGUGCAGAAAUCUAUAAUGUUGUCGAGUCCUAUAAGGAAAUACAGGAUAGUGUUUGUGUUGCCCAGAGAAAGGCAGAUAACUCCGAGGAGAGAGUCAUCUUAUUCUUGAAGAUGGCAUCAGGAGCAGAUUUUGCCCAGGAACUAGUUAAGAGCAUAAAGGUCAACAUCCGACAUCUUCUGUCUGCCCGACACGUACCAGAGGUCAUCCUCCCUAUCCAGGACAUUCCAUAUACAAUCAGUGGAAAGAAAGUAGAGGUAGCUGUCAGACGAGCCAUUCAUGGACAAGAAGUAGUCCAGCGGGGGGCAUUAGCCAAUCCCUCAAGCAUUGAUUACUUCUACGACAUUCCAGAACUGAAAAAGUACUGAAAUGUUAUGUUAGUUCAAUUAUGAACAAAAAAUAAUCCUGUGAUGGAACUUUUAAGUAUUAUUGUGUGAUAUGUGGGUCAAUUAUAACUUCUUCAGUGGGAUUUAAUUUAAUUACAAGGAAAUGUAACUGUAAUAGCCAUGUAAUAAUGGAAGGCUGUAAUUGUUAAAUGUGAAAUCCUUAAUAUGCAUAAUCAGUUUUUGUUGUUGUGACAGCAAUGAAAUACUCCUGUAGUUGUGUAUUAUACUUUUGUUUUGUGUUUAAGAACAUACAUAUCGGUUACUGAUCUCAUUGUCUGUUUCUGCUUCACAGCAUCAUUUGAUUUCCAAGUACUGUGUACCACAAGAAAUAUUUCUCAGUCACAGAUACUUACAUCUUUGUUUAUACAUAUAAAUUGUUUAAGUUAUAAGUUAUAAUAAUAACUUUUUACCCUUUGUACAUUGAAAUAUCAUGGUUAAAUUAGCAAAUAAUGUUUCUUUAUUAAAACCAUUAUUUAUUAUUGUUAACAGUUUAUGAUGUACUAUGAGGGAUUAGUAAAUAUUUAGUGUAUAGCCAUACACACACGAUGAGCAUUGUUUUGUUUUAUCAAGAAGUUCAUUCAAGGGUCUUGUCAUGACACCAAGGCAUUGUCAACUCCAUUGUAUUGGGAAAGAUGGCAUAUUAGAUAUACUAGUGUCGAUUGGGCAAAUGUUCAAUUAACAAACGAAAAUAACAGGUGGUGAUUUAGCAAUUUUGUAU